AUGGGAUCUCAACAUAUACUCAUUAACGGAGCUGGUCCAGCCGGCCUAUCUCUGGCAAUUGCACUCGCCAAACGCAAUAUCCGAUCCACUCUCUUUGAAAUUCGAUUGGAACCAACAACAAUGGGGGGCGCAAUUGCAUUAGCGCCCAAUGCAUUACGUGUGCUCGAUCAGACCAUCGGGAUUUAUGAUCAGAUUCGUCAUUUGGGGUUCGAAUACGAAUACAUAGAACUCUACUCGGAAGACGGUUGGAGGCUUGGAGGGUUGGUGAAUGGUGAUCGACAAGCAUAUGGUUAUCCUGCUUUACGAAUCUAUCGAUCAACCAUUAUGGAAGCGCUCCUAAAAUGUGUUAACGACUAUUCCACUUUGAUCAUCAUACAUUGGAAUAGUUCGAUCAACAAGAUUGCAGAGUCUGAUACAGGUGUUGAAGUCACAUUACUCGAUGGAAGUACAGUGAACGGAGACAUUCUCGUGGGAGCUGAUGGAAUUCACUCGAAAAUACGAGAGUAUGUCUUACGUGAUCGGGCGCCCACGCCAAUAUACGGCGGUCGAUAUGGUAUCGGUGGCCAUGUGGAUCGGGAUGAAAUCGACUGGAAACACUUCACACUUCCAGCGAUUCUGUUUUCCCAUCGGGGAGCCGUGCUUUUGUUUCCCAUUACCCCAGAUGGGAACAAGAUUGCAUGGGCUAUUCAGAUUACGGUGCCCGAAAAAACUCGAGAAGGUUGGUUGGAAUAUUUAAAUUCAGGAGCGGCACUGGAAGACAUACGCAAUCAAUUUGCUGACGCAGGACAAGUAAGUCUCUUAACUUUGGACUAUUUUCAUUAA
Molecule: messenger RNA, 822 nt
Organism: Didymodactylos carnosus
Lineage: Eukaryota; Metazoa; Rotifera; Eurotatoria; Philodinida; Philodinidae
Source: the annotation of a GenBank genome assembly